ACAGCUCGACUUGGUGCAAAGUUACGUCGGGAAGCGGCGGCGAAACGUUGUGUAAUAAUGUGUUUUUUAAAACAGUAUUUGGCGUAGACAUCACCGCAUUUACCCCCGCCGAUAGACGCUCCACAUGAGAGAAAACACCGAUGUGUGUGUGUGGAUAGAAGAGCUGCUGCUUUCAGCUUCUUGGAUCAAGGUUCAUGCGUGUGUGUGUUUUUUUUUCUUCGGAUUUCGGCAGUUUCACUGGCGCUGGUAGGAACGAUGAAUAAGAGACCUGGCUGGCUGUGGAGCGCAGCAGGUCUGGAUGCUGCUCUGCAACACCAGGGCUGAGGAGCUACAAAGGAGUGAGGAGUCCACCCAGCUCACACCUGAAUAUCAGGCCCAGACUCCACCCUUCUGACCGCCAUCAGGCCUUCCUAAGCACCACCUCAGCUGUCUUUCUCACAGUCAUCCUCAUCAUCCAGGCUGUCAGCGUGUAGCUAAGCCUUGAACUGACCUUCGCUGAAAUUCAAGAAGCAGAUUCCUUCACAUCUCCAGCAGCCAGCCUCGUCAGGCGCCCCUGAAUAUUGUUAUAUGAAUCUGACUCCCAAACACAUCCAGCAAUCAUGAGGAACACCAGAUCGAGCCUUCUGCUGGGCUGCGUGCUCCUCUGCUCCGCCUCUCUGCUCUACUUGGGCAUGAGCGGGAUAGAAUGCCCUCCAAAAAGCCAUCGGUACAGGUGGAUGGAGCUCAACCUGGGCUCAGCCAAUCAGAGCUUAUCCCUGACUGAACACUUCCCUGAAGACACGCCGCUUAUCUUCAUCGGAGGCUUUCCCAGGAGCGGCACCACACUGAUGCGCGUCAUGCUGGAUGCCCACAAUCAUGUGCGAUGCGGGGAAGAGACCCGAGUGAUUCCCCGCCUCUUGGCAAUGCGGACCACCUGGAGCCGCUCAGUGAAGGAGAGGAUACGAUUAGACGAGGCCGGCGUCACUGACCAGGUGCUGGACUCGGCUGUGCGAGCUUUCCUGUUGGAGGUGAUAGUCGGUCACGGGGAGCCUGCACCUCGCCUUUGCAACAAGGACCCGUUCGCCUUGAAGUCUCUCUCAUAUCUGUCACGCAUCUUCCCUAAAGCCAAAUUUGUGCUCAUGCUACGAGACGGACGGGCAACGGUCCACUCCAUGAUAUCACGCAAGGUGACCAUCUCUGGCUUCGACCUAACAAGCUACAGGGACUGUCUGACCAAGUGGAGCAGCGCGGUGGAGACCAUGUUCAGCCAGUGCCAGGCAGCUGGGGAGGCCAGAUGUCUGCCCGUCCGCUAUGAGCAGCUUGUCCUCCACACGGAGGAGGAAAUGAGGAAGUUGCUUCACUUCCUAGAGCUGCGGUGGGACCCGUCAGUGCUGCACCACGAAGAGUUGAUUGGAAAGGCUGGUGGCGUGUCUCUGUCCAAGGUUGAGCGCUCCACAGACCAGGUGAUGAAGCCAGUGAACACCGACGCCCUCUCCAAGUGGGUCGGACACAUUCCCUCUGAUGUGGUGAGCGACAUGGCUGAAAUCGCCCCCAUGCUGGCUCGCCUGGGCUACGACCCCCACGCCAACCCGCCCGACUAUACAAGACCAGAACCCAUGGUGUUUCCGUUCAACUACUCACAGAGUUUGAAAGCAACAGAGGCUCCACACCCCAGUUAAACAAGAGAAGAAACAUGCCGUCAACCCGGCUUCGCUGUUACACGAUAUGGAUGCACCUUAAACACGGACUUCCAGUUCAGCAGUGAUUACACCUCACCGGAAAGUUUGUAAAGUGUCCCAUGUAUAUUUUUGAAUUGUUUGUAAGACUUGUAUGCGGUGUUAAUGUCUGUACACGGGUGGAGUGUUUAACAUACGGACUUAUCAUGGCGGUUUGGGGUGUUGGCUCUAAAAUCGCAUGUGGACUACCUGCUCAAGGAAGUUUGCUGCUUCUCACGUUUCCUCCACGGUGAACCGACAGUAUUACACUGCAUUUUGAUGCGUCCUCUCACUUCGUACCUGAAAGUAUUUCAACAUGUCUGUAAGUUGUUACAAUUCACCACAAAUGUGAAUGUGUCUUUUGACAGAUCUUUCACUUACUGAGAGCUCAGUCAGUGUUCAUGAAGCAUAAUGACUGUAUAUUUUUGAAGACGUACGUUUAUUUUCUUAAUAAAUUAUUUUGGUGUUGACCAUUCAUUCAGGAAUCUAAAGUUGUUUACUCUGAAUUGAGGCUUUUUAAUUGUUGUAUAUCGUUGAACACGAAUAAAAAGAUAAAUGUUACCUUCA
Chelmon rostratus (copperband butterflyfish) is the source of this 2261-nucleotide messenger RNA. RefSeq names its product protein-tyrosine sulfotransferase 1-like. The record is from RefSeq and is a predicted model, not a curated record. Gene Ontology annotation, cellular component: Golgi apparatus. Bases 600 to 1658 code for a protein of 352 amino acids. Lineage: Eukaryota; Metazoa; Chordata; Actinopteri; Chaetodontiformes; Chaetodontidae. The transcript has 6 exons. Gene Ontology annotation, biological process: peptidyl-tyrosine sulfation. Gene Ontology annotation, molecular function: protein-tyrosine sulfotransferase activity.